GAGCCGCUCAGCCCCCUCCGGCGGCUCUCCAUCGCUCCGCCUACCUGCCUUGUCGGGAUUUUUUUUAUUUUUUUUUCUUUGCAUCCAUUUUUGUGCGUUUAAGAAGUAUCCAAGAAUUAACGAGCGGGAUAAGAGACAGCAGGAGGAAAUCGGCGAGGAGGCGAUGAAAAGGGACCAAAAGGCGACCGCCGCAGAGUGCAAAUAAGGGAGGACGGUGAUGGGCUAGACGGGAUUUACCAUGAGUGGCAAAUAAAAGUCCGAUCUAAAGAUGUCUGCUCCGCCCGGGCCCCGGGGCGGCCCCGCCGCUCCUCCUGCGGCUGCCGUCCUGCCGGAGAUGCCGGACCUCAGCCACCUCACCGAGGAGGAGAGGAAGAUCAUUCUGGCCGUCAUGGACCGGCAGAAGAAGGAGGAGGAGAAGGAGCAGUCCAUGCUGAAGAAGCUGCAUCAGCAGUUUGAGAUGUACAAGGACCAGGUUAAGAAGCUAGGGGAGGAGGCCCAGCUGAAGCCGGAGCAGAAGGGCGACACGCCGACCUGCGGCAUCUGCCACAAAACCAAGUUCGCCGAUGGAUGUGGCCACAUCUGUUCUUAUUGCCAAACUAAGUUCUGUGCACGAUGUGGGGGUCGAGUGGCUCUGCGCUCGAACAAGGUGAUGUGGGUGUGCAACUUGUGCCGAAAGCAACAGGAAAUCCUCACCAAGUCGGGGGCCUGGUUCUACAGCAGGGGUUCCAGUGGGCCGCAGCUCCCGGGCAGCACUGAGGGGCCCUGGGGACAACGGCUGGAGGAGGUGCCACAGCAGAAGAAGGCCAAGCUGCAGGGCCAGUCAGGAGACGGGUCGGCGCCGGACAGAGGCCGGCCGUCCGGGCCGCACCGGCAGGAUUCCCUCAAAAACGGCUCUGUGCUGAGACACACUGGUCUGGAUGAAUCCCCCCUUGAGAGGAACAGAAGCCCGUCAGCAUCCAGGGAUCCAAACCAAAAAUACGACCAAAGGGAGGGGAGGGCAGAUACCUUGCAGUAUGCCCCAGGGGAAGGGGGGCGGCCCAGGUCACCGUCUGACUACGGGGGUCGGGGCCCCUACCGAGGUUCUCGGAUGUACGAGGACGUGGACAGGGGCCGCAGGGAGUACCAGGACCGCUGGGGGCGCUGGCACUCACAGGAUUCCCCCCUGGACGAAGAGUUAGGCGGGCCGCAGAGCGACUACGAGGUGCAGCGGCGUCGCCAGGAGGAGUACCAGGCACGUUACCGUAGCGACCCCAACUUGGCGCGCUACCCAGUGAAGCCACAGCCGUACGAGGAGCAGAUGCGCAUGCAGGCCGAGGUGUCGCGGGCGCGGCAUGAGCGUCGCCAUAGCGACGUGUCGCUAGCCUACACUGAGCUGGAUGAGCCGCAUGGGCCCCUGGUGCGGCGUCGCUCUACCGAGAGAACAUCGGAACGCAGCCCCCCCUCGCCACACCCCUCCGACCGCCGGCAUCACCUGGACCCUGGUGCGGCCCUGCGGCGACCCCGGGCUGACCACGCCGAUGGCGUGCCGCGCAACGACUCGCUCAGCUCGGACCAGUCUGAGUCGGUACGUCCCCCUCCGCCCCGCCCGCACAGAGGCAGGAGGGGGGGCAGGAUGAGGCAAACGUCCUUCAGCAGCUCGGAGGACGAGCUGGCCACCACCCCCGAGUACACCAGCUGCGACGACAUUGAGUUCGAGAGCGAGUCUUACAGCGAGAAAGGAGACGUGGACGGCCACUGGGAGCACGUGCUCUGGCCCGGCGGUGACUCCUCCUCCAUGACCCUGCAUCCAGUAACAUGGCAGCCGUCCAAAGACGGAGAGAGGCUGAUCGGACGGGUUUUACUGAACAAGCGGAUGAAGGACGGGAGGGUGCCCAGGGACACGGGGGCACUGCUGGGACUGAAGGUGGUUGGAGGGAAGAUGACAGAAUCUGGGCGGCUGUGUGCCUUCAUCACGAAGGUGAAGAGAGGAAGUCUGGCAGAUACUGUGGGGCACCUGCGACCAGGGGAUCAGGUCCUCGAGUGGAAUGGGAGGCUUCUGGAAGGAGCCACGUUUAAGGAAGUUUACAACAUCAUCUUAGAGUCCAAGCCCGAGCCGCAGGUGGAGCUGGUCGUCUCACGGCCCAUGGGAGAUGUUCCCCGAAUAACGGAUGGCACUCAUGCACAACUGGAAUCGAGUUCCAGCUCCUUCGAGUCACAGAAGAUGGACCGCCCUUCCAUCUCUGUCACGUCUCCCAUGAGCCCCGGCAUGUUGCGAGAUGCCCCGCAGCACCUGUCCGGGCAGCUCUCGAGCCAAAGCCUUAACAGAAGAGGCACGCCUUGUCUCCCUAGGGUCCAGGUAAAGCUGUGGUAUGACAAGGUAGGCCAUCAGCUCAUCGUCACAAUUCUGGGGGCCAAAGACCUGCCCUCGAGGGAGGACGGCAGGCCCAGAAACCCCUACGUGAAGAUUUACUUCCUCCCUGACAGAAGUGAUAAGAGCAAGAGGAGGACGAAGACGGUGAAGAAGUCGCAGGACCCGCGGUGGAGCCAGACGUUCAUAUACUCGCCGGUGCACCGGCGGGAAUUCCGCGAGCGGAUGCUGGAGGUCACGGUCUGGGACCAGGCCUGCGCUCGCGAGGAGGAGAGUGAGUUUCUGGGAGAGAUCCUGAUCGAGCUGGAGACGGCGCUCCUGGACGACCAGCCACACUGGUACAAGCUGCAGACGCACGACGUGUCGUCGAUCCCGCUGCCCAACCCGUCACCGUACCUGCAGCGCAGGCUGACGCAGGGAGGGAGCCCCACCCGCAGGCUGCAGAAUAAGGCUCCUUAUAUGUACAACUCAGGGUCGCAGCGAGUCAGUGACAGUGAAAUCUCUGACUACGAUUGUGAGGAUGGCAUCGGCGUCGUAUUGGACAACAGACACAACGGAAGGGACCUCCGCAGUUCCACUCUGUCCGUUCCCGAACAGGUGAUGUCAUCCAACCACUCCUCACGAUCAGCGGAAAUGAACCGGGUUCGGUCACGGUCGCCCAGCGUCCCACCACCCCACAGCCGGAGUUUGGACCAUGACUCGCGCGGUGGCCCAUCGCAGUUUAACACCACCAGUCGUGUGGACCGGCACCGCUUGGCAGAGGACCGCUAUUCCCCCGACAGCCACUAUCUUACGCUCCCUCCUCGGUCCAGACACAGACAGCCUGUCUAUCAUCAUCCACAGGACCCCAGGACGUACCGAGCGCUGGACAGGCAUGAGUAUCACAGGUCCAGGUCCGCGGACCAGAGGCCCACGAUGGAGCGGCCCGCCCCCCGCUCGCGGUCCACCGAGCGCUCCGACUCGAGCUUCAUGAGGUCCAUGCCUUCCUUACCGUCCGGAAGAUCUGCCCCUCCCUCACCUGCUUUACUGAGGGCUCAGCCUCGAGGCGGGGGGGUCCAAAUCAGCCCCACUGGCACCCCCGUGUCCACUCGGAGAGGACGGCAGCUGCCACAGCUCCCGUGCAAGGGCACGCUGGAGAGAAAAGAUGGAGAAGAAGGACUAGAGCCCCGUGAAGGUGCCAUGGACGUGGAGGAGCGUGCACGGCAGAUGAAGAUGAACAAGUACAAGCAGGUUGCUGGUUCUGAUUCACGGCUGGAACAGAGGGCCGGACGCGAUGCUCACCGGGGCUCCGACAAUCUCUCCGCCAAGUCGUCGGACAGCGAUGUGAGCGAUGCGUCCGCCCUGUCAAGGACCAGCAGCGCUUCUCGCUUCAGCAGCGCCAGCUACAUGUCCGUCCAGUCUGAGCGACCUCGGGGCAACCGCAAGAUCAGUGACUUUGCAUCCAAAAUGAAAAACAGGCAGGCGGGUGCGUCUGGGGCCAACAUGACGAAGAGCACCAGCAUCGGUGGCGACAUGUACCGCCUGGAGCGGCAUGACGGCAGCCAGUCAGACACGGCGCUGGGCGGCGCAGAUGAGGAGGAGAAGAAGAGACGCUCCAGCCUCGGGGCCAAAAUCGGGGCGAUGGUGGGCCUGUCGCGGAAGAGCCGGAGCACGUCGCAGCUCAGCCAAACAGAAGGUGGGAAGAAGUCGCACAGCAACGUGCAGAGGAGCGUGGAGACGGGGCUUGCGGUGGAGAUGAGAAACCGCAUGACCAGACAGGCCAGCCGUGAGUCCAACGACGGAAGCAUGAACAGCUUCAGCUCUGAGGGAAACCUCAUCUUCCCCAACGUGAGGCUUUCAUCCGACAGCCAGUUCAGCGACUUCCUGGAUGGGUUAGGCCCCGCCCAGAUUGUCGGGAGGCAGACACUGGCCACGCCCCCCAUGGGAGACAUCCAGAUUGGCAUUGUGGUGAAGAACGGCAUGCUGGAGGUAGAGGUGAUCCGGGCUCGGGGGCUUGUGGGGAAGCCUGGGUCCAAGGCACUGCCAGCGCCCUACGUUAAAGUGUACCUGAUGCUAAACGGAGCCUGUAUUGCCAAAAAGAAGACGAAGACAGCGAGAAAAACCCUGGAGCCGCUCUACCAGCAGCAGCUGUCUUUUCAAGAAGGCCCAUCAGGGAAAGUCCUGCAGAUAAUUGUGUGGGGAGACUAUGGACGCAUGGACCAUAAAUCAUUCAUGGGAGCCGUCCAGAUACUUUUAGAUGAUUUAGACCUGUCCAACAUGGUGAUUGGCUGGUUCAAACUCUUCCCCCCGUCGUCUUUGGUGGAUUCGACGCUGGCACCUUUAACCCGGGGUGCCUCCCAGACGUCCCUGGACAGCUCGUUGGCGCCAGUUGCCAGGUCAUAGCAGUGCGAGGACGGGUAGAGCGUUAGCGGCUAGCAGCAUGGGAGCGGGCGGCCCGCCGCUGUGUCACACUGCAUGCUCCACGUCAUGUCUUCUGAGCUUGUUUCUAGGGACGCUGGGGUGUCUUCGGUGAACAUGGAGCUCUGAGCGUCCUUACAGCGAGUAGCAGGCUGCAAGGGGCCCGGACCAGAGUGAAGUUUCAUCACAAUCUCAAGCCAUGGAGAAAAAUAGCAUAAAAUACUGCUGAGAAGUGACUCUACAGAUGAUCUUUUUUGAACAAAAGCAAGCAGUUGUUUGUGUUUUUCGUUUUUGUUUUUUUGUCUGUUUCCUUUUUGUCUGCGUCCACGCUGUACCCAGUGGGGGGAGGGGGGUGAUUGUGUUUCUUACCAGAUGCUUGGUGAUGCCAUGCCAAUAAACGACCAACAGCGGGCCAACGGCAGACUGCCAAGUUAGGAAGGAGAGGCAGAGGCCCGUUACCUCCAAACACACGCACACGAGCUCAAUGAAGAGCGCUGCUAGGGCAUCCGACUCGGCGCUGAAGUCACCCUCUGAUCUCAGUUUCUGUGUUCGAAAAGGACCUUUUUUUGCAUGGACACAAAUUUACUGAAGCUGAAAAAAAAAAUAUUUUCUUGAAGCUGCAACUUGCAGAAAAAGGAAACAAAGAUCAGCCAUUUUCAACCGUUUAUAUUGUUUUUAAAGAUGAAUUUGACUAGUGCAUGGUUUUCACGGCAGCGGGGUGAGGGACCGCGUCAGUCGCCCUAGCGGUCGUUCGUUAGUCUGUAUUUUUACAGGCGAUCCUCUAAGGGAAUCUGCAGGAAAACUUCUUAGGUUGUAUUCAAGAAAAAAAAAGUACUUGUUCAUGUGACAAAGAGAAGAUGAAAAUAAAUGUAACGUAUUUAUUUCACUGUAAAGGUGCAAGCCUUAUGACCACAAACACUAUUGUGCAAAUUGUACACCCUGCCCCAACCCUGGGUGCCCCCCCCCCCCCAGACUCUCUGGCUCCCUCUAUCAAUUUCCCCCAGAUACGCAGAGAUCUGUCAGGGCUGUAUGUUAUAUCACACCUCUCUGUUACGACUUUUUUUAAAUGGGCUUUGUUUCGUUUAACAAGCAUGUUGAAAUGUUUUCUGUUCUUUUCUUUGAAAUUCGCCUUGGGCUCCCUAAGAGUAAAUCCGCAUGUUUUGAUAGAGGGGAUAUUUUGCAUUGUUACAGUUUGGUGUACAGUGCAUGUAAGCUACAUCACUCCUUCACCUUGAAUUAAAUUCUGCAGAAAAUCAGUGGCUCAUGGUUUGUGGGCAAACAGUUCAGACACCCAAGGAAAUGUUUUAACUCUAUGUUUGAUAUCAUGAUAUCAUUUACAGCGUGACAUGCCAUGACUUCAUUUGACAAUUAUACAUCACGAUUUCAUUUCACCUGCAUGUAGCAUGAUUUACAAUAUUGUAUCAUGAUUUAAUUUUACCUGCACAUGUCAUGAUUCUACCAUAAUGCAUUACGAUUUCAAUUCAGUUCCAUGUGUAAUGAUUUCUCCACAAUGCAUCAUGAUUUCAUUUCACCUGCAUGUUUAAUGAUUUACCCAUAGUGCAUCAUGAUUUCAUCUCCAUACCUCGUGAUUUUCCCAUAAUGCAUCCUGAUUUAAUUUCACCUCCAUGUAUCAUGAUAUCAUUCUGGUCUAAAACAGAUAAGUAAAAGAGAAGCGUUUUGUCCUUUUACCCAAGUCAGCCUGAAGAGCUGUGGCUUGCAGUUAUGGUAAAACAGGUCUUGAAAGAGACAUCAGCUCCAUCUGGUGGCAGGUUGAGGUGAAACCCUCCAUAACAGGAGGGAAUGCAGUGUCUCGUGCCGCUCAGACUGACGCCAUACAUCUGACUUCAAAACAGGAAACUGCUACAAAACAUUUACUUCAAGUUCCUUAUUUUAAAAAUAAAUUUUAUUUGCUAUUUAUUUAUUUUUCAGAAAAACCACUACAUAAUGAAAUGUAUUUAUUAAAGCUUUCCUUAAAUGGGAAAUACAAACACCGAAAAAGAUAAAGCAUUUUAAAUAAAACAGAGACGUUGUUUUACUUUAUUGAAAAAUAAAAUCAGUUAUGGCUUGGGGAAGCACACUGCAAACUUUGUUCUUCUAAAAAUAAUGUUGUUGUCUGGAACUGUGCACAUCAACUGACGUUCUCAGUGUGAUUUGGUGAUGAACUGCAUUUUUCCCUAUUGGGAUAUGAAUCAUGACUCAAGAGAAAAUGGAAGUGUUAUUUGCCAUUUCAAACGCCUUUUUGUAGCACAAAUGUGUUCCCGCCAAGGCCAUGUCUACAGUAUGUCUGAAUAAAAAAUAUUCAUGUACGUUAUUUUUCAAAUUCAAAUAAAAAUCGAAAUAUAACAGAAA
Molecule: messenger RNA, 7093 nt
Organism: Brienomyrus brachyistius
Lineage: Eukaryota; Metazoa; Chordata; Actinopteri; Osteoglossiformes; Mormyridae
Gene: rims2b
Product: regulating synaptic membrane exocytosis 2b
Exons: 31
Coding region: 269-4729 (1486 amino acids)
Biological process (GO): calcium ion-regulated exocytosis of neurotransmitter; intracellular protein transport; positive regulation of synaptic transmission
Cellular component (GO): presynaptic membrane; cytoskeleton of presynaptic active zone
Molecular function (GO): transmembrane transporter binding; small GTPase binding
Source: RefSeq, a predicted model, not a curated record